Messenger RNA from Symbiodinium sp. CCMP2456, 600 nucleotides. The record is from the annotation of a GenBank genome assembly. NCBI's taxonomy places the organism in Eukaryota, Dinophyceae, Suessiales, Symbiodiniaceae.
AUGCUCCCGCGGAACACACCAGAGGACUUCGCACUGGUGCGGUUGGGCUGCCUGGCGCGAGUGCAGGACUUGACCGGGUAUCAAUCUUUGAAAUCCAGCUGGGUGCUCCUGGGCUUGCGGGAGAGGCAGCUGCUCGUGCGACAUUUUCUGGCGGAUGGGAUCGAGACACCCGCUUUUCUGUGCGAGUUCCUGCCCGACUGUGUGGGCAAGGCGAAAGACAACCGCAACGUGGGGCUCCACCUUCUUCUUGAGGUGAUGGUCCACCUCGUCGAACACUUGCACCAAGCGAGUGCCAAACUACAUCAGGGACAAGAGGUCAAAAUGAUUAGCGUGGAUCUCUCCGACUUUGCCGAGUUCAUCUCCGUCGUGCAGAACAGGUUCAUCUUCUCUACCUGCAUAAGCCGCAGCAAGCUCUCCGUGGAAGAUUCCCGAAGAUGGUACUUACAGAUGACCAGCAAUAACUGGUCUCGGACACACGAGAAAGACACGGACACCACCACAUUGGCGUACGGAGUCAAGGAGAUGUUGCAGCGCCAGAAGUUCUUGCAAGAAGUCAUCACGUCACCUGGCGCAUCGCCGGGUGAGGGCCAUGGAGCAUGA